Messenger RNA from Venturia canescens, 3543 nucleotides. RefSeq names its product irregular chiasm C-roughest protein-like. The record is from RefSeq and is a predicted model, not a curated record. Lineage: Eukaryota; Metazoa; Arthropoda; Insecta; Hymenoptera; Ichneumonidae. Gene Ontology annotation, molecular function: cell adhesion molecule binding. Gene Ontology annotation, biological process: cell-cell adhesion. Gene Ontology annotation, cellular component: cell-cell junction; plasma membrane. The transcript is spliced from 13 exons. Bases 898 to 3531 code for a protein of 877 amino acids.
CUCGGCGUAUGCGACUCCGGAGUCGGCUCGACCUCGGCUCGCGAAAGCCUGAUCGACCGAGAGAAAGUGAGACAGAGAGACAGCAGGUAAAACAGGGCUGUACGCUACUCGCGUGUCCAUCCAUCUUUUCCUCCCUCUCUUUCUCUCUCCCUCUCUCUUUUUCACUCUCAUUCUCUCGUACUUCUUUCUAUCCCCAAUAUUUUUAGCCAUUUGUGCGUGUUAAUAUGCGACGUUUUCGGCAAUCUCGUGCUACAUUGAUGCGCGCCGCAAAAUUCGUCAUGCUCGAUGCGCUCGCUGCGAUUUCGGGCACUCGUUGAUGAGUUAAACGCUACACCGACCGGACGAAAAAAACAUCGCUAUAUUUCGUGGCCCGGUGGCAGAUAAAUAUACGAGUGAUUUUCAAACAAAUAGUUUUCGAGUUCAACGAUGAAUCCGGAUAUAUUCCUCGCACCCGUUUAACGGAUAUGUUCAUUCAAACGGAAUGAAUAGGUGGAAAGAAACGAGAACAACAGAAUAUUCGAUUCUCUGUGUUCACGUGCAUGGAUUAAAGUGUACACGUGGAGAGGGAUUCGCAAAGGUCAAUCGAGGCUAAAUACCCGCAAACAAGACCGAGUGAAAAGUGUGCAGUUGACGAGCUAUUUAUUUCCUUUAAUCUACACUCGUUUUAGUUCUCGUGAAUAUUGUGUAACUACGGGAUUCUAAUUUUUUAUUCGAUAAUACAAGAGAGUCGCGUCAGUGUGCGAGCGAAUUCGUGAAUGUGCUUUUUUUAAUGUGCCAUCUCCAAUUUGUGCGGAUUUAUACAUUGAUAAAAGAAGGGAAAAAAAUGAUUGACGAGCGCACGAAUAAACUCGCCGUCUCGUGAUUUACGGGAUAAUACAUAUACGUGUACAAAUACACAUGUAUACAUUCGGGGUCAACGACGAGGUCGUUAAAGAUCGUUGUUUUUGUCGAGUGAAUGAGAAAAUGUCGUGGAUUACGAUACGAGGGACCGGAAGUAUCGGCAUGAAACUUUCGACGAGCUAUUCCCGGCGAGCUACGAUCGCCAGACCGAGACGGUGGCUGAACGGAAGAACCUUGAUAUUUUUGUAUCUCUGUACAAUAAUGGGAAAAGCGACGACGGCGAGCGUCAUCAGUGGUAGCUCUUUUACGAAUUCGUCACAAUCGUCGGCUUCGACCUACAGACCCGCGUCUACCACGCAAAUAAUAUAUCAGAGAUUCGCCAUUCAACCUCAAGAUCAAACCGCCGUUAUCGGUAGCCGAGUCACGCUCCCCUGUCGUGUUCUCGAUCAAAAAGGACCGAUUCAGUGGACCAAGGACGAUUUCGGUCUCGGGGCUGUGAGGAACCUCACUGGAUUCGAACGCUACGCGAUGAUAGGAAGCGACGAAGAAGGUGAUUUCUCUCUCCAUAUUUAUCCAGUGGAACUUGAGGACGAUGGGAAAUAUCAGUGCCAGGCUUCACCAACGAACGAUGGGCAGCCGGGGCUUAGAUCGAGAUUCGCCAAAUUGAGUGUUCUCGUACCACCUCAGAAACCAAAAAUACUUCAGGGUGAUUUCCUCGUGACGACCGAAGAUCGAGAGCUCGUGAUAGAGUGCAUAAGCGUCGGUGGAAAACCGCCUGCUGAUAUAACCUGGAUCGACGGCUUGGGCACUGUACUUCACAACGGAAUCGAAAAGUUUGAGGAACCGUUCGACGGCGGACCACUGACCACCGUCAGAUCCGUUCUGAGAGUUAUGCCGCGAAAGGAACACGACAAUACCACCUUCACUUGCCAGAGCCAGAACGCUGCCGAUCGCACACCUCAAAAUGCCAAGCUUCGUGUCGAGGUCCGCUAUGCCCCGAAAGUAUCGCUGAAGAUUCCGCCCGAAUCGUCAAAGAAGAAGAACGGACGUAUCGUCGAGGGCUCGGAAUUGCGGUUCAAGUGCCAUGCCGAAGCGAAUCCACCGGACAUGGAGUACUGGUGGUACAUCAACGAUAAGAAAGUAAUAGGCGACUACACUACGGAAAUGAUUAUCCACAACGUCACCAGGGAUCUUCACGAUGCGAUCGUAAAAUGCGAAGUUCACAAUGACAUCGGCAAGAGCGAAGAAACGGAAACAUUGGAUAUAACAUACGGCCCCCAAUUUCGACAUCCCCCAAUAUCCGUCGAAACACACUACGGCGCCACGGAGAUAUUGCAGUGUGACGUCGACGGUAAUCCACCGCCAGAGAUUCUUUGGAUUCACGAGGACUCCGAUAGAAUAGUCGCAACGAGUCCCAACAUAAGUGUCGUAGUGAGCCCGGAAACUGCCGGUCGUUACUACUGCAAGGCUCACGUGCCAGGAUUUCCCGAAUUGACCGGUUACGCAAACGUUUUUAUUCGCGCACCACCGAGCAUCGUAUCACAGCGAACACAGUAUGUUCCUGACGAAGGUGUAGUCAAGGUGAAAUGCACAGCGAUAUCGGUGCCAAGAGCAGAAUCAGUUGUAUGGAGUUUCGCCGGUCAUGAGCUUAAUUUCUCGUCGAACAAUACGCCAUUUUACGUACAGGAAGAAUAUACACCAGAGAGGGUAGUCAGCACGGUUACUCUUCGUGAGCCAAUGUCAACCUACUUCGGGGAUUACAAUUGUACGAUCACGAAUAGUUAUGGAACGGAUUCUGUGAUCAUCAAACUCACUACGCAGACGUUGAUUCCAGUUGAUUGGCAACUGAUCCUGAUUAUCGUGGGCCUUAUUGUCUGCGUCAUACUAAUUGGAAUCAUCGUGGCGUUGAUACUGCACUGUCGGGAUCGGAUAAAACAGCCGAGGCCAAGAUCCGUACAAACGCCGGAAAACGAUUUGCAAGAAACGGACUCGAAUGCCGAUCGUUACCGCGAAAGCGAUCGAAGCAGUAAUUUAUCGGACGUUAAGGCCGAUAUCCGAGCUGGGUCGAGUGUAAGCAACGCCGAAAGCGUGACUGCCUUGGACAGCGAGGGUGAAGGAAGUACGAGAGGCGUUAACGCUCUCGCUCUGGCUGGUCCUGUACCUAAUCCUCUUGGUUAUCGGUACAGCGCCGACUACACCGAACCUUCUUUUCCACCGAAAAACAACGACGGAAGCAACAACAACGGCUACGUACCGUACGUUGAUUAUUCCCGGGAUUAUAUGCCACCGACGACUCAGGGUAUCGGUGCAUCUCGUGAGUCUUUGAGCCGGAUACAAUCCAGCGGUAUCCUCGGAUCCAAGAAAAUUGGACUCAGCUCGGCAAAUCUUGGACUAACCUCGCCACAAACCACCCCGAUUAUUGAUCCAAGAUUUUCAGCUACUUAUGGCAAUCCAUAUUUAAGAAUGUCGGCCGCUGAACAGCUUAGACACGCGCCACACGCCGCUAUACCUGGGGUAACACCAGCCCCACCACCCUACACUCAAGCUAUGCGGAUGAAUAGUCUCAGCACCCUUAACGGUGCCGGUCCACAGGCACCACUUUCAGCACAUUAUAUAACGGGUGGACCGAACGGUGGUGUUGCAACAGUGAAACGUACGUCGGGGGUGGGUACGCUAGCGACGCACGUAUGAGAAAAGGAUUAU